Messenger RNA from Varroa destructor (honeybee mite), 4016 nucleotides. It is a transcript of the gene Smox, whose product is annotated as Smad on X protein. Gene Ontology annotation, cellular component: heteromeric SMAD protein complex. NCBI's taxonomy places the organism in Eukaryota, Metazoa, Arthropoda, Arachnida, Mesostigmata, Varroidae. Gene Ontology annotation, molecular function: I-SMAD binding; RNA polymerase II cis-regulatory region sequence-specific DNA binding; DNA-binding transcription factor activity, RNA polymerase II-specific. The record is from RefSeq and is a predicted model, not a curated record. Gene Ontology annotation, biological process: SMAD protein signal transduction; anatomical structure morphogenesis; activin receptor signaling pathway.
CAACUUAAAGAAGAUGUAUUAGUGAAUAUAAUUAUUCAAAUUUUAUAAAAACGUUUCCACAGCUAAUACCUUGUCAAAGUUGGAAAUCAUAUAGGAUAUAUAAAAAUAUUAAAAUUUUUUUACGAUAUUUACAUUAAUUAUUAAUACCUAUUUGUUCACCUCACUUGAUUUCUGUGGACAUCAUUUCUUGGGCGCAUUGCAUUAUCAUUACCUAGCAAUGAACAAGUCGUAUGUGCGAGCAAUAGAGUGAGAAGCGAUCUCUUAUAUUCGUUGCCAGGUGCAAAUUCGGCAAAACAGCCACAAGAGUGAAUAGAAUUUUAGAGAAGGCGGCGCUAAACGAGACAGAAAUGAAGUUGCGCGAUCGCCUACAGCACUCGUUAGAGGAGAAGAGAAGGCUGCAGUUGGCACUGUCCGACAAACAUCUCCUAACUUACUUGGUUUGACAGUGGCUAACUAUGGUUUAACAGUUUUGUAUAAAGGCCCAGUUAGAACACCUCUAUUUCUAAUACUCCCUUUUGGUUUGGCUAGAUGGUUUAGUAGAUCAAUGUAUAUGAGAUAUUAUUACCAGCAAAUCAAGGAAACCCUCCUCGAGUUUUUACGUCCGGUACCGCCGUCAGGCAUUCCAUCAGACAAAGGGCUGACUCCCAGCAUGAAAUGACCCGUAUGUCUAUGCUCGGGUUCGAAUAUAGACCACAAUGUCUACUUAAGAAAAAUCAAGAGACACUACACAAAAGAUAACUGCCUUUAAAAUUUCAGGUGAGCAGAGUGAAAACCAGGAAGUGGAGUGUUUACACGGUAAAGUCUGACAAUUCACCCGAGUAGACCAAGAUGGCUUCAAUACUGGCAAACGCAUUUCAGCACCCCAUGGUAAAAAAACUGCUGCAAUAUCGGCAGGGUGGUGAAUCUGAUGAGCGCUGGGGAGAGAAAGCUGUGCGCGCAUUGGUCAAGAAGAUAGCGAAACAGGGCACAGCACUCGAAGAUCUUGAAAAAGCUAUCGUUAAACAAGAUCCCAAUACAUCGUGCGUCACCAUCCCACGUUCUAUGGAUGGAACGCGCGCACAGUCAACUUCUCAUCGCAAGGGUGUCCCACACGUGGUCUAUUGUCGUUUGUGGCGAUGGCAAGACUUACAAAAUGCAAAUGAACUACGUCCAAUGCCCCAGUGUCACAGUGCUCGCACGGUUCAUAGGGGUCCAGAGGAUGUGGUAUGCGUGAAUCCUUGGCACUACGAUCGGGUUCAAGCGCCACCACUGCCUACUGUACUUGUACCAAGAUAUAAUCCGAGCGAUGUUCCACCAGGUCUUUAUGAACUGCCCGAAUUCGACAACUCGGUGCCUGAGAAUGCAGAAUUUCCACCUGACACUCCGCCACCCGGCUAUAUGAGCGAAGAUCUGUCGUCUCCGGGCUCCCCACCGACAAGUCCCGAGUUCCGAGCCGGCAGCGGCUCAAAUAUGGCUAUUCACAGCAAUAACAAUAACAACAACAACAACCUUCAGCAGGGGGGACAGCAUACGCACGUCACCCAACAGUCUUCGCUUAUGGAUCAGCAGUCGCCGCACGGCAUGGAUAACAUGGACGCAAUGGGAACCCCACAGCUGGCGACGCCUUCACCACCCCCAGCAAAUCUUAACAGCGUCCCUGAAGUUGCCACCGACGUAGGCGAACUUCAUCCUGUCACUUACACCGAACCGCAGUUCUGGUGUAGUAUCUCGUACUACGAGCUAAAUACUCGUGUUGGAGACAGUUUUCAUGCGUCGCAGCCAUCGUUAACCGUUGAUGGUUUCACGGACCCCUCAAGUUGUGACCGCUUUUGCCUUGGCCUGCUGUCCAAUGUAAACCGCAAUCCGGUUGUGGAACAGACGCGAAAGCACAUCACGCGUGGAGUUCGUCUUUAUUAUAUCGGAGGAGAGGUGUUCGCUGAAUGUCUUUCGGAGAGUUCAAUCUUCGUUCAGAGUCCCAAUUGCAAUCAACGCUAUGGUUGGCAUCCUGCGACGGUAUGUAAGAUACCCCCUGGGUGCAAUCUGAAAAUCUUCAAUAACCAAGAAUUUGCUGCCCUUCUCACGCAAAGCGUAUCCCAGGGAUUUGAAGCAGUUUAUCAACUUACGCGAAUGUGUACUAUUCGGAUGUCGUUUGUUAAAGGAUGGGGCGCCGAAUACAGGCGUCAAACGGUGACCUCAACACCUUGCUGGAUCGAACUUCAUCUGAAUGGGCCACUUCAGUGGCUUGAUAGGGUUCUGACACAAAUGGGCUCUCCGCGCAUGACUUGCUCCUCGAUGUCUUAACUCGAAUAAGCAGUUGAAGCUGAAGGUUAACAGCACAUGCCGAUAAAUCCGUGUCACAUCAUGACUAUUCUAUCGGUCGAAAGACAAGCAGAAAAGAAUGGUAUUUCUUUACAACAAAGAAAUUAUCUAUCUCGUGGCUGGUAGAACAAUGAUAUGAAUAUAUGCUCAACGGCCCUCGGCCAACUAUGUCGAAGGACCAAUUUCGGUACAAGGACAAGCACCAUAUGAGGAGUAGCAUUCAUGUGAAAUAUAUAUAUAUAUAUAUAUGGAGGAAGAGAGGGAGAAAUAUGUGCCGUAGAUAAUUACUGCUUAACACGUCAGGUCUAUAGCGAACUGUGUAUUGUCUAAGAUUGUCUUAAUAUCCAUUGUUCUAUGACAGACAUCAUGAAUUGAAGUAUGAUCAUGUGAAGAUAUAGACGACAGAGAUCUCUGCUAAAAAGCUCUUGCAACUGGUCGAUGUUCACUGUUGAAAGACCGUUGCCAUUAUUAUACUGGCAAUACAGGAGAAGUUCCGGCAAUGGAUAUGGUCGUUGCAGCAAUGCUAACACGCCAUGAUGAACUAUAUAUAUAUAUAUAUAGUUCAUCAUCAGAAGGGUAUACAUAUAUACCCUUCACCACAUUUCCCUUGUCGAAAUAUUACAGACACAACGGAACGGCGUGAGGUUACUUGCUGUGCCCUAAUUCUCUUAAACCAACAUACUUUUAUAGCCCGAAGUGUCGUUCAACACCUGGCAGUGGAAUACCCCACCCACAAACACACACAGUCAUCGCUUAUAGGCGCGACUCACAAACUUACAGCUUAUGGUAGAGCAUGAAUGAAUAUAUUAUUACACAGCAUCACAUGGAGAAAUGAGUAAAGCAAUUCAAUGUUACCUUGCAGAUUUUGCGAAUACAUAAGCGAGGCGUUAACUAGUCAGGGCUUAAAUAGAUAGUGAUUUGGCCCUCUAAUCAAAUAUUCGUUGCGAUCAAACGCUAAGUAACCAAAUUCGCUAUCGUUCGCCCACUUCUAUCCAUCCAACGAGCCGGUGCAUGAGUCUACUACAGUUCUAAGAGACAAUUCUGCAGCUUGAAUUUUCGGCAGACUGUAUGUAGCUCAACGUCCCGACUGCAAAAGCUUCAAAAUCUACACAAAAUGGCACCCUUGUGUAAAUUUAUGGACAUGCCAGAGGUCGCCUCUGUGCGUCUUGUAUAUUUACGCUGCUAUAAUUGAUAUAUCAACAUAAAGACCAAAAGGGCCGACUAUCUGUCAAUUCAAAACAUACUUUAUUCAAGAUUGUUUGGAUCGGUUCUUAAGAAAUGUCUGUCAUCAUUGAUUUCUUGAAUAAAAAUUUGGCUUGCGGUAAAAUGAAACCUUGUAAAUAACCGCCUACAGAAUAUUAGAUCUUUAAUACUAGUGUUCAGAUAAAACGAUGAAGUACUAGCUCAAUAAGAUAUUUGUAUGCACUCUAACUAGGAUGUGCCAUUAUCAUUUCAUUUUUGGCAGUAAAACUGUAACACAUAGUUGGUUGAUAUAUAUGACGAAUAGAUAAAUAAAUAGUGCUAAAGAAAGCAUACGAGUGAGAAAAAUGACAACCAUUUUCGUCGCCAGAUUGAAUAAACAGACGAAUGGGCGGACUUUGGGGCCCAUAACGAGAGCUCGUCCACCAAUUUUCUGUCGGGGACUAAUUUGUGGGCUCACGAGAUCAUUUGGUACUAAUCAACUAAUGUUUUGCUACGUGCGAAAAGCCACAACUAUU